Molecule: messenger RNA, 237 nt
Organism: Plenodomus lingam JN3
Lineage: Eukaryota; Fungi; Ascomycota; Dothideomycetes; Pleosporales; Leptosphaeriaceae
Source: RefSeq, a predicted model, not a curated record
AUGCCGGCCCCCAAGCAAAGAAAGAUGGCCAUUGUCGGCAGUCGAGCUGUCGGCAAAUCCAGUCUGACGGUCCAGUUUGUCGACGGCCACUUUGUCGACAGCUACUACCCGACCAUUGAGAAUACGUUUAGCAAAAUGAUCCGCUACAAGAACCAGGAAUUUGCUACCGAGAUCAUUGAUACCGCCGGCCAGGUAUACCAGUUUUUUAUUUCUCCCCGCACCGCACCCCUUCUCUAG